Molecule: messenger RNA, 9107 nt
Organism: Chelmon rostratus (copperband butterflyfish)
Lineage: Eukaryota; Metazoa; Chordata; Actinopteri; Chaetodontiformes; Chaetodontidae
Gene: col7a1l
Product: collagen type VII alpha 1-like
Exons: 109
Coding region: 1-8802 (2933 amino acids)
Molecular function (GO): serine-type endopeptidase inhibitor activity; protein binding
Source: RefSeq, a predicted model, not a curated record
AUGGGGAUUUGUGUGGCGCUCUGGCUGCAUGACAGAACAUGCAGGACGGUGGUGCAGGCAGACAUAGUGUUUCUGGUGGAUGAGUCAUGGAGUGUGGGCCAGACCAGCUUCUCCAGUGUCAAGGACUUCAUCUCAGCCAUCAUCUCCUCCUUCAAGGACAGUGUGAUGGGGACUGAGGGGGUGCGCUUUGGAGUCACCGUCUUUGGGGAUGUCCCGAGGAUGCGGAUUGCUUUGACGGACUACAGCUCACUGGAGGAGGUGCUCAGAGCCAUCAGAGACCUUCCUUAUGAGGGUGGAUCCAGGAGGAUCGGUGAUGCCCUCCAGUUUUUGGUUGACCCUGUGUUCAGUCCUGUCAUCAGUCGAGACCAUGCCCCAAAGAUCGCUGUAAUGAUCACAAAUGGGCGUUCAGAUGACCGGGUCGACGCCGCAGCCAAGGCAGUAGCUGACAAUGGGAUUUCUCUCUUUGCAGUAGGUGUCAGGGGAGCUGAUGAGUCAGAGCUGAUGAGGAUUGUGUCAGAGCCACGCGAGGAGCACCUAUUGCUGGGCCCCGACUACUCUCUCCUUGAAGCCGUCCUUCCCAAACUGUCCCGCAGAGUGUGUUUUACUGCCUCCGAGCCACCGCUUCCUGUGAAAAAGUCCCAGCCUAUUGAAGAGCGUGUGGUGGGUCCCAGAGACUUGCAGAUUAGCGAGUUGGCCCACAGUUCCCUCAGACUGACAUGGAGCCAGGCCACAAGUGAUGUCACUGGAUAUCGUCUCCUGGUCACCCCUCUCAGCUCCAAGGGACACCUCCUCCCUGUACACCAAAGACAGAUUGAUCUGAAGGCAGAUGUGAGCACAACAGUGGUGACGGAGCUGAGUCCCAAAACAGACUAUUCCCUCACCGUCUAUGCCAUCUACCCCAAUCUCAUAGGAGACUCUGCAACAAUCACCGUCCAGACAACCCCUUUGCCUCAAGUGUCAAACUUCCGUGUUAUUGAGGAGGGUCUGUUCUCUCUGCGCCUGGGCUGGACGCCUCCGCUAGGGAAGCUCAAUGGAUUCAAGAUCUUCAUCCCAAGAUCCAACCGACCAGGGUUUACUUAUGAGCACCUGCUUCCUGGAGACACCUCUUCUCAUGUGAUUGACAGCCUGGAGGAGGAUAAGAAGUACAUUAUCAGUAUUUAUGCUGUUUUCCCCCAAGGACCAAGUGAACCGGUUUCAGUAGUGGGCAAGACAUUAAAGCUUGUACAAGUUCAGCAGUUCCUGGUCCAGAACGCCACCACAGACACUGUCCAGGCGAGGUGGCCCUCAGUCAAGGGUGCCACAGGCUACCGUCUGACGUGGGAAUCCCCAGAUGGCCACAUAGAGAACAUAAACCUGGGGGACAACUUUAACUUCUACAUGAUCCAGGGCCUCCACUCAGGCUCUGAGUACACCGUCACCAUCAACCCCAUCUUUGGAGACACUGAGGGGCCCAUCACCUCCACCAAAGUCAAGACAUUGGAAAGCAGUGCAGUACAGACUCUGAAGGUGUCCGCUGUGAGCACCAGUGCUGCUGUCGUCUCAUGGAACAGUGUCCCAGGAGCUACAGGAUACAGACUGGCCUGGGGACCCACCCCAGAGUUUCUUGGUCGGGACCGUCCCAGGCAGCUGGCUCUGAACGGCAGCACCACAGAGUACCAGCUGAAGAAUGUGGCCCAUGACACAGAGUAUGUCCUGACUCUCUAUGUGCUGUUUGGAUCUGUGGUGGGGCCUGGUAUCUCUGCUACCUUCAGAACCUCUCCGUUGGGCUACGUGUCCAACUUCAAGGUGAUAUCCUACACCAGCACCUCCAUAGAUGUGGAGUGGAGUCCCAUAGUUGGAGCUACUGAGUACAAACUCUCCUGGAACACAGAUGGUAGCAGCCCUCAGUCCCGUUACCUGGACCGCAGUGUUCUCUUCUAUCGCAUCGAAGACCUGAACCCACAGUCCUCCUACACGAUCACCAUCUGCGCAGUGUACGGCAACUCAGAGGGACCAGAUAUCUCCUUAACUCAGCUCACAGCUGCCGUCUCAGACUCAGGACCAAUUCAGGCACUGAGGGAGGUGAAGGUUGUGGACAUUGGAGUCAACUCAUUCACCCUAUCCUGGAGGAAAACACCAGGGGCAUCUGGGUACAAAAUCUCCUGGAUCCCCUUCCUGGGGGGCAAUGAGAAGUCCCAUGUGGCGUCUUCUGCUUCUACCACCUACACCAUCCACAACCUGCAGGAGAGCUCAGCUUAUAAGAUCCAGGUGUCCUCCAUGGUGGGCAAUAGGCUUGGAAGCCCAGUCCUGGUCACUGCACGUACCUUGGAUCUUCCAAAGGUGAAUGGCUUCGCUGCUCUGAACACUACAGACAGCAGCACUGUCCUGAACUGGACACGUGUGGCUGGUGUCUCUGGAUACCGUCUGUCCUGGAGGCACAUCUCAGUGUUGGAGACUAAAACAGAGAUCCUGGGCCCUGGUUUCACCUCCUAUAAGAUCAAUGAUUUGCUGUAUGGAAGAACCUAUAUUUUUACCAUCAGACCUUUGUAUGGAGAAGUGGAGGGCCCUAUAAGCACGGUGUAUCAGAGAAUAUUGGGACAGGAGCCUUCGGUGGUAACAGUCCAGUCCAUGCCAGGCACAGUCGCCCCUCACAUCACGACCGCCUCCAUCACCAACACCACCACCACUCACACGGCCGUCAGGACCACCCGGCGCCCCAUUGUUGUGCCACAGACUAAAUCCAUAACCACCAAGAAGCCUCCAGGUCAGCCAAGCGUCACUGAGGCCAGGGCAGGAGUCACCACCGUUCGAUUAACUACAUUCAGUGCAGCGACAACAGCUCCACCAAGACCGGUGUGCGGUAAGAGCAAAGCAGACAUAGUGUUCUUAGUGGAUGAGUCCUCCAGCAUUGGUGUGAACAACUUCAUCAAGAUGAAAGACUUCAUGUUCCGGGUGGCCACUUACUUCCCUGUCAUUGGCUCUCAGGCCACACAGAUAGCCGUGGUUCAUUACAGCGAUGAGCCUCGAAUUGAAUUCCGUCUCAAUGACUUCAAAGACAGAAACUCUGUGCUCAGGGCGCUCAGAGCUCUGCGUUAUGUAGGGGGCAACACCAGAACAGGAAAAGGCAUCAGCUACGUCCUACAGGAACUGUUCCAGGAGUCUCUGGGGAUGAGGCAGGAUGUGGCCCACGUUCUGGUUCUAAUUACAGAUGGCAGGGCCCAGGAUAACGUGGAGCCUCCCUCCAGAAUUGCACGUGCUCUGGGUGUCAGUGUCCUGGCAAUCGGAGUCUCUAAUGCAGACAUCGAGGAGCUGAAUAAAAUAGCAGCACCCACCAACUACAAAAACAUCUUCUACGCACCAACCUUUGAUGACUUCCCUUCCAUAGAGAGAGAGUUUAUCAAUAGCAUCUGUAGUGAGGAACUCCUCUCCGAGUUCAAACUGCAUGACGAGUUCGCUCAGUUAGACACUCCGACAGAAGACCCAGAGGAGCUGCUCAAACCUGAAGGUCCCUGCCCGUCCACGUGUGCGAAGGGCCAGAAAGGGGAGAAGGGCGAUGGUUUUGGUGUCGGAGGUCUGAGAUUUCGGCAAAGUCCUGGACAGUAUGAUCCUUUCACCUCUUCCAAAGGAGAAAUGGGAGAAAGGGGACCUCCAGGAACAGAUGGCGUACCUGGGUUGCCAGGACGACCAGGGAGAACUGGACCACCAGGUUCUGCCGGCCAACGGGGCGCUCCAGGCGUUCCAGGUGAUAUGGGUCUGCCUGGACCAGCUGGUUCAAAAGGACAGAGAGGAGAGAGAGGAGAGCCUGGAUAUGUUAUAGCCGGCACAGACGCAAAUUUUGUUCCUGGACGAAAAGGAGAGCCGGGAUCUUCAGGUCCUCAGGGACCUCCUGGUGUACCAGGGGUCAAUGGAGCUCCGGGACUACCUGGCCAGCUAGGACCAGCAGGGUCACCGGGAGUAUCUGUCAAGGGAGAUCCUGGGGAGCCGGGAGCAAAAGGCUUACGUGGGAAGCAGGGUGUGAAAGGAGACAAAGGAGAGUCGGGAAGAGAUGGAAUUGCAGGUUUGCCUGGACCCAUUGGCAUUGAUGGGGUGCCAGGGUUACCAGGCCAGAAAGGAGAGAAGGGAGAAGAAGGAAUUGGCAUACAAGGUAUUCAAGGUGCUCGUGGAGAGCCGGGAGAAAAGGGAAAUAUCGGCUUAAUGGGACCAGUUGGCCCAAAGGGUGAUCUUGGAGAGCAGGGCAUCCAAGGAAUCAUCGGGCCUCGGGGAAAGAAGGGAUUCAAAGGGGAGCAAGGGGACAAGGGAGAACAGGGAGAGAUGGGACCAAUAGGACCACAAGGACCCACAGGACGGACAGGACCACUGGGGUUAAAAGGAGAUGAGGGUCCAAGAGGAGCUCCUGGAGAUCCAGCCAAGGGUAUAAUUGGCCCAACUGGAAAAAAGGGUGCCAGGGGAGACAUUGGUCCAGACGGCCCCACAGGCCCCCAGGGAAUAAAGGGUGAACAAGGAGUCAAAGGAGAGAAGGGCAGUCCUGGGUUCGGGAUUCCAGGACAGCGGGGACCGAAGGGAGAAAAUGGCGAGAGGGGAAACGUUGGUUUGUCUGGAAAACCAGGACCAAAAGGGCAGGAUGGCUCGAAAGGGGACAAAGGGAGUCUUGGUUUACCCGGCAAUCCUGGAGAACCAGGAUUAAGAGGUAAAGAUGGAGCAGCGGGAACUAGAGGAGACCAAGGGAUGAAGGGUGAACAAGGACCACCUGGAGAACCUGGUGACAGAGGAAUUAGGGGUCCACUGGGAUUACCAGGCCGACCAGGAGACCCAGGGGAGAAAGGAGAUACUGGGAAGCCUGGUCUGCCAGGCAGUGAUGGAAAGAGAGGCGACAAAGGGGAGACGGGAAAACCUGGACCUCCGGGAGUGCAAAUUGUGUCCGACAACAGUGUACUGACCAGAGUGAUAAAGGGAGAACCAGGAGAGUCUGGUCAGCCUGGUUUGAGGGGAGAAACAGGUCUACCUGGACCAAGAGGUCCAGAGGGGAAACCUGGACCACCAGGACCAUCUCUGGGUGGUUCAGGAAGAGAUGGACUCGGUAGUUUACCAGGGAAGCCGGGAAUGAAGGGUGAUCAGGGACAGAAAGGAGAGCCUGGUCCGAGGGGAGACAAAGGAGACCAGGGCCGGGUUGGGAUCGCUGGUAUGCCGGGUUUACCGGGAACUCCAGGGAGACCUGGGAUUGAUGGGAAGAGGGGCCUGCCAGCAAAAGAUGGAGAAAGAGGAGCCAAAGGAGAUACCGGCGAAAAGGGUGACAAAGGAGAUGCAGGUGCAAAUGGUAAAGAUGGUAGUAAGGGGGAACCGGGACCUCCAGGUUUGCCUGGAAGGCAGGUGCUUGUCACUCCAGAGGGCGCCACCGUUGAUGAAAUCCGUCAAGCAUUUCCAAUCCCAAUGGGUCCUCCAGGAGCUACUGGUUCACCAGGAAUGAAGGGCGAUAAAGGAGAAACAGGCCUGAAAGGAGACAAGGGUGAUGCUGGAGCUCCUGGAAAAUCUUUUGACAUGAAGGACAUUGAAAUGAUGUUUCAAGACUACGGCAUAAGGCUGCCUCUGCUGAAGGCUUUGAUUGACAGGCUGCUGCAGGAGGGAAUAGAGGAGCUGCUUCAUGUGCUCGGCAACUCCAAGAAAACCAAGGACAACGCAGAGACUCACACCUCCAACGUCAUCACUGAGUACACAAGUUCAGUGAAGUUCGACCUCACGGGUCAGCAGCUGGACACCAUCGAGGACCCCGGGUUAGACGUCCAGCUUCCAGAGCCUUUGUCAGUUGACCCUUUAAACGAAACUGCAGAGGGUCCCGCUUUGUGGGCCGUCACCACGCUGAACGGACAGCAGCAGCUCGACAGGAUUGACACCGAGUUAAAGGGACCCAGAGGGAAGGAGGGAGCGGAGGGGGGCAGUGAUGGAGCAGCUUCACUCAAAAUUAACCUGACUGUAGUCAAUUCUACUUUCAACUACACUACGACCCAGGAGACGGUUUCAGGGUUCCCAGAAACGGUGGUGGAGACUGUUGUCCUCACUCAGGAGGACUCUCUAAAGAACAGCUCAGGACAGAAGAAGAAGAACAGGGAACGUGGGAAGGGCAAAGGAAAUAAAGGACGACAUAAGAGGCAGAGACAACGCCUGACAAGUGAAGAGGACAGGCAAGAGGAAGAGGACGAAGAGGAGUUUUAUAACGGUGAAGAAUACAGUUAUGAAUACGAGGAAGAACGUUACCCAGAUGACCCUGCGGUCUCUCAGGAGAGGAGAGGCAACAGACAGCUUGAAGUCCAAAUAGAUGAAUUCCCCCAUCGACUGGAUAACAAGGAGGAACAAUUACCCACACACGGUCAUGCCCAGGUUGUCGUGACAACCACAGAACCACUAUCUCAAGCCACGGGUGAUACAGAAGAGGAUGAAGCGUCACUGCCUACACCUCCCAUCUCAACAGAAGAACCAGGCCAGGUGCCUCGAUCCCAAAUCAGGGUGAAGAAAAGCGCCCCCUGGCCCCGUUCUAUGGUGUUCAUGCCAGGUGCCCCGGGUGGAAGAGAUCGUUUCAAGGAGGCACAAAAACAUUUGUCCUCUGGAGCUCAAGGUUACAGCAGCUGGAAUAGGAAGAAGCAAGAAAACCCCGACCUUCAAGCAUAUUCCAGGAGGCAGAGGCAAGAGUUGAAGGAGAGCCAGCAAUACAGUGAUACAGAAAGAGAGGUUUAUACAGAAACACAAGGUGGAGGAGAGGAGCAGACUAGAGCUGACGAAGAGGAGGAGGAGCAGUGGGAAAUGGGACAAGAGAAAGGAGUAGAGACAGAUGGAUAUACAGAGACAGGCCCUGACCCAGCCAAUGGGGAGGAGGAGAGGAGCGGAGACUACGACUGGGAGACAGAGGAGGACCCAUACCCGUACCCUCCAGAGUAUUUUUACCUGAAGGGGCAACCAGGUGAGAAUGGAAAACCAGGACAAAAGGGUGAAAUUGGUGAAAAGGGACAAAAGGGCGAGCCAGGCAUCGGCCACAGGGGUCCAGAGGGCCAGGCUGGUCCUCCAGGACAGAAGGGUCAACCAGGUGAGUCAGGGCCUCCAGGUGCUCAGGGUACACAGGGUAUCCUUGGCAAUGCAGGCAUCCAGGGCUCACCAGGUCUUAGGGGUCCACCUGGGGACCCAGGAGAGCCGGGCAGAGAGGGUGACCGCGGUAAAAGGGGGAGGAAUGGAUCACAUGGAGCUCCUGGAGCUCGAGGGGCAGCAGGACCUCAGGGUCCUCCUGGUGUGCCUGGAGUAAAAGGAGAAAAGGGUGACAGUAUUCCUGGAGAGCCUGGUGCUCGAGGGUUGACUGGCUUCACAGGCAGAAGGGGGGAAAAAGGCAGUCCAGGUGUUAAAGGAGCUCCUGGGCAACUCGGUCCGAAAGGCUUGCGUGGCAGCAAAGGUGAAAAGGGGGGGCGUGGUUUGCCUGGAGUCAGAGGAGAAAGGGGGAGUGUGCUUCAGAUCCAAGGACCCCGCGGAUUUAAGGGUUCCAAAGGAGACGCGGGAGAGCGAAGCCCACCAGGUUUUGAUGGAGAUAAAGGAGAAAAGGGCGAGGACGGUCCUCCUGGAGUCAAGGGCCUAAAGGGUGAUGCAGGCACUAAGGGUGCGUUGGGCCGGUUUGGAGCACGAGGACCAGUAGGCCAAAAGGGGGACCCAGGAGAGCCAGGACUCAAUGGAGUGAUGGGUCGCAAUGGGGAUCAUGGAGUGGACGGGGCCAAGGGGGACAAAGGAGAUAUGGGACUGCAAGGCCAGAAGGGCAAUCAGGGUGAUCGAGGAGAAGCAGGCUUACCAGGAGACAAAGGGGAGAAGGGAGAAAAGGGUUUCAGGGGUUUACCUGGACGUAUUGGGACUUCAGGCCUGGAUGGAGAAAAGGGAGAUGUGGGGUUCUCUGGCACCCCUGGCGUGCCUGGACUGAAUGGACUCACGGGGAGGAAGGGUGAUAAGGGAGCAGGAGGUAUCAACGGCGCUGAUGGUGAUCAAGGACAGAAAGGAGGCAAGGGUGCAGCAGGUUUCCCAGGUUUCCCAGGGUUUAAGGGGUCAGCAGGGAGUCCAGGCAGGGACGGAGAUGAGGGACCACCAGGGCUCCCGGGACCCCGUGGGGACACAGGACCUAAGGGGGAAAGGGGCAGACGGGGCAGACUGAAGCCAUGUCAGAGGGGGGCACCCGGGACUCCAGGACUCAGAGGAGAAAGCGGUACAGUGGGCAUUGAAGGAGGAAAAGGAGAAAAGGGGGAACCUGGACUCUCUGCUGAAGAAGUGAAGGAGCUAGUCACUCAGGAGGUGGCACAAAAGUGUGGGUUGGAAUACAAGUUCAUGGUUAAGUCUGUGGAUCCUGAUGGAACAACCGCAGUGACUGAGAAGAAAAAUGAGGCAGAUGAGGUGCUGCCGUUCCUCAACCCUGUCCUGCAUGAAAAAGGUGAAGAAGAAGAGGAGGAGAAGGAUCAUGGAGACAACGCAGGAGAAAUGACCAGUCCUGCCCCAAUGAUCGAGGAAAAUGGGAUCCUACCAAACCGCACUGUUUCUCUGAAUGCAGAGUGGGGACAGAGGAAGAAAAGAAGGGUAUUUGGAACAAACACUGCUGUUCCAGCAACUGACCGCUGCCUGGAGCCGAUGUCAGAGGGGGCCUGUUCGGAGUACGUUCUGCUCUGGUACUUCCACCCUCGCUUGGGGGAAUGCAGGCCAUUUGUGUACGGGGGCUGUGGUGGGAGCAGAAACCGCUUUUCCUCGAGACAAGAGUGCCAGAGUUGGUGUGCGGUGGAGAGGAGAGGGCGGCGGUACCAGUCAGAUCACAGAUGAAACAUGCAUUGUAACAGCUAGUCAGAAAAGGAAGAAAUUCUUCUUUAAAAAGGGUUUGGUUGUACAGUAUGAAUACAGUAGAUCUAUCACAUGUGCAGUAUUUUCAGGUACUGAAGAUAAAACUAGCAAUCCCAUACAAGAAAGUCAUUUUUGUACAUAACUGUGUAAAAUGUUUUAUACUGGAUUUAUUUAUAUAGUUGAACAGCUGUUUCUUGAGUUUUAUUGACAAAGGUGUUGCAAAUCAAAAUGUGAAUGUUAAAAACAUGUUAGUUUUGUGAUUUUUUUCUGCAACAGACUCACUUUAG